AUGGAAAAGCGCGUGUCUGAGAAGGUGGAGUUUCCCCUAGCACGAGGAUUACCAGCGAUUAGACUUCCCGGAGGAUCAAAAAAAGAAGAAUCUGUCGAAACAAACUUCGACUAUCGGUAUUGUGUUCGUGACACUCGGAAAGUUCUGAAUGGCCUUCCUGUUAUCGUCGAUGCUGUGAUAAUACAUCGUGAUCUGGCGGCCCGUAAUAUUCUCAUUACCGAGGAGCACACCUGCAAAGUAGCAGAUUUUGGCUUCGCCAGAGAUGUGAUAGCUUCGCAUGUGUACGAGAGGAAGAGUGAAGGGAGGUUACCUAUCAGAUGGAUGGCUCCUGAAUCACUCUAUGACAACAUCUUCACUGUGAAGUCUGACGUCUGGAGUUUCGGCGUUCUAAUAUGGGAAGUGGUUCGCGAUGGAUAUCGAUUGGACAAACCCGAACACUGCCGAAGAGAACUCUACAAUAUAAUGUACUACUGCUGGGAUAAGGACCCCAAAGAAAGACCAUCGUUUUGCGAAUGCGUAGAACUUUUAGAAAAAUUGUUGCUGAGUGAAACUGACUACAUCGAACUGGAGCGGUUUCCUGAUCACUCCUACUAUAACAUGAUGGGAAUGAGCGGGGAAAAAUUAUGA
This is a messenger RNA of Phaedon cochleariae (mustard beetle), 627 nucleotides long. The record is from the annotation of a GenBank genome assembly. NCBI's taxonomy places the organism in Eukaryota, Metazoa, Arthropoda, Insecta, Coleoptera, Chrysomelidae.